Molecule: messenger RNA, 2540 nt
Organism: Hyaena hyaena (striped hyena)
Lineage: Eukaryota; Metazoa; Chordata; Mammalia; Carnivora; Hyaenidae
Gene: METTL8
Product: methyltransferase like 8
Exons: 7
Molecular function (GO): tRNA (cytidine-N3)-methyltransferase activity
Source: RefSeq, a predicted model, not a curated record
UUAAGUAUGAGAAUGAAGCUAGUAAAUAUUGGGACACAUUUUAUAAGAUUCAUAAGAAUAAGUUUUUUAAGGAUCGUAAUUGGCUGUUGAGGGAAUUUCCUGAAAUUAUUCCAGUUGAUCAAAAAACUGAAGAGGAGAUGCAAGAAUCAUCGUGGGAUAAUGUCAAAACUGGUGCUGCAGAUUGUUUCUCAAGAACGCACUGUCCUACUAUGCCUGAAGAAAAAAAUCAUAGCAAGAAAAGGUGUGGGUCAUCAGAUGGUCCAAGCAAAGCAAGAUCUCAUUUUUCCAACCUAGACUCUAAAGAGCACAGCCAAGGACCUCUGAAGACUGAGCUAUUUCCUGGAAGCAGUGCUACUUUUAGGAUCCUUGAGGUUGGCUGUGGUGCAGGAAAUAGUGUUUUUCCAAUUUUGAACACUUUACAGAAUGCUCCAGACUCCUUUCUUUAUUGUUGUGAUUUUGCUUCUGGAGCUGUGGAACUAGUGAAGUUGCACUCAUCCUACAGAGCAGCUCAGUGUUGUGCCUUUGUUCAUGAUGUUUGUGAUGAAGACUCACCCUACCCAUUUCCAGAUGGGAUCCUGGACGUCAUUCUUCUGGUCUUUGUGCUCUCUUCUAUUCAUCCUGACAGGAUGCAAGGUGUUAUAAACCGACUGUCCAAGUUACUGAAGCCUGGGGGAAUGCUGUUAUUUCGGGACUACGGAAGAUAUGAUAAGACUCAGCUUCGUUUUAAAAGGGGGCACUGCUUAUCUGAAAAUUUUUAUGUUCGAGGAGAUGGUACCAGAGCGUAUUUCUUUACAAAAGGGGAAGUCCACAAUAUGUUCUGCAAGGCUGGGUUAGAUGAGAAGCAAAAUCUGGUUGAUCGUCGCUUACAAGUUAAUAGGAAAAAACAAGUGAAAAUGCACCGAGUGUGGGUUCAAGGCAAAUUCCAGAAACCACUACACUUGACUCAAAAAACCUCCAAGUUGGUAUUGACACUCCUUUCUCAUGGCUGAGUUCUGUACCAUGGUAAGGUACAAACCAGAAGAUUACAGUAUUCAAAGACUUCUGUAAAUCUUUCAUUUUUAAAAGGGAAGACAGGACAAUUUGUAUAUCCUGCUGUUCAUCACGGGUGAGCUCUUUUUGUUCAUUUUAAGCACUUGUAAAUGAUUCGGACGAGUAUACCAUAUUCUGUAUUUUCAAAACUUACUAUGCUCAAGCUUGUUUGGGCUUAUUGUGUCUAACUGUUUUGUUUGUUCUUUCAAUUUUAUAAGCAUUCAAGUAAAUGGCUGAUAUAAGUCAGAUGAUUCUGAGAAAAUAUACCCUGCCAUUUUUUAGAAGUGGGAGAAAAACUAUUUAUAUACUAGUCUCACACAGUUAAAUUUUCUUUCUCUCUUAUCUGAGAGCAGAGAGGCAGCUCUCCUCGUUUCCUUGGCCAGUCACAAAACCAAGACUAAGGUGUAUUCUUUGUUAUGUUGUUGUCUGUUUUUCCUAAAACUCUUUUUUUUUCAAUUCAGAAACUAAUGUCUAAAAUAGAAUUUUAGUUUCUCUUUCCUUUCCUAAAAUUGGGGAAGUAUGACCCAAGCUAACAUUUUCAGACUAUUCUUGGGCAUACAAGUUGUUGUAAGCUCUCUUUAAGACAACUGCUAUACACAAGAAAAUCCUUAAAUUGUAGCAAUUAAAAGUUUAUUUACCACCUUGCCUCAAAAAGGGUAUAAGUUGGCUUGCAAAUUGCCCUUUGUAAAAACAGAGUUUCUAAGAUUGGUUUUUCAUUUGUUAUACAACGUAUACAGGGUACUUACAUUGUCCUAAAUUAUAUGGACUAAUACAACAAAGACUCAGCCCUGUCUUCAGGGAGCAUAAAUAGGAUCUGGCUGGCAAAGAAAAACGUGCACAUCCCAAGCCUCUCAAUCACAAUCUCAGAUAAUAUAUGAACAGGUGUCAAAUAGGGAACUUACCAGCUGGAGGACUUUGGUUAUGAGCCACAGAAAUCUGGAAGACAUGGGUAAUCUCUUAAAGGAUCACCGUUGGAAAAAUUUAGUUCCCACUGUUUUUUCCUUUUUGAAUUCACUUAAAAUUCAGUUUUCUGUAAGAAUGUGAUUGGUCCAACUUGGGUCAUGGAUUCAUCUCCUGACAGAUUGUGGUAGGGUGUCUUCAUUGAUGAUGCUACCUGAAGGUAUGGAGUGGAGAAAAGUUCCUCAAAGGAAAGUGAAGACCCUGUUAUCAAGAAAAAGAGAAGAGGCAUGCUGCCCAGUCACAAACAUGUCACGCAGUAGUAGUAGCAGCAGUAAUAGUGGUUCCAAAGAGAAAGGUUAGCUUGGUAGGAUGGAAAGGGAAAGUAUCAGUGUUCUGGGGGCAGUGGGUGUGGAUGUCAGGCUAGUCCUUGAACAUGUGCUCUCAGAAGAUGAUGAAAGACAAGUGUGUUUGGUGUGGACCAUUCAUGAUGAGGAAUCUUGGAUAGAUAAGGAGGAGGUCAGCUUAUAGACAGCUUUGAAUAGCAAGGCACAUCUGUGGGGUGGGGGGUGCCUGGGUGGCUCAGUCAGUUCAGCAUCCAACUCUUGAUUUCU